AUGUCGCAAGAACAACCAGCUGAAAGCAAGUUAUGGGGUGGUAGAUUCACUGGAGCCACUGACCCAUUAAUGGACUUGUAUAAUUCUUCGUUACCAUAUGACAAAAGAAUGUUUGAAGCUGACUUGAACUGUACAAAAGUGUAUACCCAAGGAUUGAAUAAGAUUGGGUUGAUUACUGAUGAAGAAUUAGUUGCUAUUCAUAAGGGAUUGGGUGAGAUUCAAAAGGAAUGGGAAGCUGGUAGUUUUGUUGAAAAGGCUGGAGAUGAAGAUAUUCAUACAGCUAAUGAAAGAAGAUUAGGAGAAAUUAUUGGCAAGCAUAUUGCAGGGAAGGUUCAUACAGGUAGAUCCAGAAAUGAUCAAGUUGCUACUGAUAUGAGAAUCUAUGUCCGUGAAAACUUGACUAAGAUGCUUGAAUUUUUGGCGGGAUUUAUUAAGACCAUUUCUAAAAGAGCUAAGGAAGAAAUAGACGUUUUGAUGCCAGGAUACACGCAUUUACAAAAGGCUCAGCCUAUUAGAUGGUCUCAUUGGUUAUCUAUGUAUGCUACAUAUUUCACUGAAGAUUAUAAAAGAUUGAAGCAAAUCUUAGAAAGAGUCAAUCAAUGCCCAUUAGGUGCCGGUGCUUUAGCUGGCCACCCUUACGGUAUUGAUAGAGAGUUUUUAUCGCAGGGAUUAGGUUUUGAUUUCCCUAUUGGUAAUUCCUUGACUGCUGUCAGUGACCGUGAUUUUGUGGUUGAAACUUUAUUCUGGUCAACUUUAUUCAUGAAUCAUAUCUCCCGUUUCUCAGAAGAUUUGAUAAUUUAUUCAACUGGUGAAUUUGGAUUUGUUAAAUUAGCUGACGCUUACUCUACCGGCUCAUCAUUGAUGCCACAGAAAAAGAAUCCUGACUCCUUAGAAUUAUUAAGAGGUAAGUCGGGUCGUGUUUUCGGUUCUUUAUCCGGUUUCUUGAUGUCUAUUAAGUCAAUCCCUUCUACUUAUAAUAAGGAUAUGCAAGAAGACAAGGAACCAUUAUUCGAUGCUUUGACCACUGUUGAACACUCUGUAUUGAUUGCCACCGGUGUGAUAUCAACCUUGGCUAUUAACAAAACAAAGAUGAGAGAGGCUUUAACAAUGGAUAUGUUGGCUACUGAUUUAGCCGAUUAUUUAGUUAGAAGAGGUGUACCAUUCAGAGAAACUCAUCAUAUUUCUGGUGAAUGCGUUAGAGUUGCAGAAGAUUUGAAAUUGUCAGGAAUUGAUCAGUUAUCUUUGCAACAAUUCAAGGAAAUUGAUGAAAGAUUUGCGGACGAUGUGACGGAUGUCUUUGAUUUCGAAGUUAGUGUCGAAAGAAGAACUGCUAUCGGUGGUACAGCUAAGUCGGCUGUGUUAAAGCAAUUGGAACAACUAGAAGCUGAAUUAAAAUAA
Debaryomyces hansenii CBS767 is the source of this 1398-nucleotide messenger RNA. RefSeq names its product argininosuccinate lyase (gene ARG4). The transcript has a single exon. Lineage: Eukaryota; Fungi; Ascomycota; Pichiomycetes; Serinales; Debaryomycetaceae. Bases 1 to 1398 code for a protein of 465 amino acids. Gene Ontology annotation, molecular function: argininosuccinate lyase activity. The record is from RefSeq and is a predicted model, not a curated record. Gene Ontology annotation, cellular component: cytosol.